Messenger RNA from Chelonus insularis, 1660 nucleotides. RefSeq lists its product as uncharacterized. The record is from RefSeq and is a predicted model, not a curated record. The coding region runs from base 429 to 1343 and encodes 304 amino acids. Lineage: Eukaryota; Metazoa; Arthropoda; Insecta; Hymenoptera; Braconidae. The transcript is spliced from 2 exons.
UAUAGAUUAUGUCAAAAAGUAAACACUCAGUGUAUUCUAGUCGUAUUUCUUUUGUAAUUUCUUGGAAAUUAUAUUAUUUAGUGUCAUUCAAUGUAAAAUUUGUACCAUGCUGAUAAAUAUUGACUGUUGAGCAUACAUGACUUAUGUAAAUAUACGUGUGUGUUUAAUUUUUUAUAGUUAAUAAUUUUACAAUAUUUAUUCAAUCGCUCAUUACUUGUCAUUGUAUUUUAUAUACUGCCAGCUAAUGUUUAUUAAAUGAUUUAGAAAAAAAAGAAAGAUAACUUUUAUGAGACUCUAAGGAAACGAUCUUUAUCAAUAAUUACUUUAUUCUAAGUGAAUUAUGUACUUAUUAAAAAGGUUCUAAAUAAUACUCUAUUUGAGAGAAAAUAGACUGAUCAAUCCAAAUUAAAUAUUAACCAACUUUAAUUAUGUCAAAUAAAUCAUUAAGCUUAAUUGCCGAUGAUUAUUUUUAUAAUUUAAAUUCUCUAACCAAGAGAAUAAGUGAAGAUAUAAAAGCUACGAAAGAUGCUUAUGAAGGACUGUGGGGUUCUUUAAGUUUGACUGAAAAAAAUCAAGCUAUUAAUGAAACAAUAAUUCAACCCGAGGUAGCAUUAAAAUAUUCACUUUCCAAUGUUGACGAGUCUAUCAACAUUUUAUCGAAUUUUUAUCCCAAAAUGAGAGAUCAGACUGGAAUGAAAUACAUUAUUGAUGAGACGGGACAUAUAUUAAAAUGGAGAGAUGAACACUCAAGUCCAUUUUCUUUUAUGACUAAAUCACAGAUAAAUCUUCACAAUGAUGAAUAUGCCGACAAUUCCAAUUCUCAGAUGAUUAAUAAUUAUGAAGGAAAUUCAUUACAUUUUAUGAGUCCAAUAAAAAUAAAUGAGAAUUGUAGUUUUGAAUGUUCUUUGAAUGAAUAUAGUCCUACUUCAACUCAAGUGAGUUUUUAUCAGUCAGAAAGUUUCACUGAUAGUGUCUGUAGUAAUGUUGAUUCAAAUCGAGUGAUGAAUAGUACAACAAAUAAUGACAAUGCUGGAAAUAUUUUUACAAAGUUUAUGUACAAAACUUCUUUAUUGAAAAUGACUAAUAAUUCUGAUGAUGACAUUCAGAGUUUAGUCCCUCAAAAAAAUAUCUCGAUCAAACAUGAGAAUAAAAGUAAUACUGAUAAUCGAAAAAAUCACAUUAACAUUAUUAAUUCAAUUACAUUGAAUCCAAAAUCAGAUGAACGUCAAGAGUCAACAGCAUUAAUAGAAACUCCUAGUUCAUAUGAUAGUUUUCAAUUUUCCAAGAGUAACCAAGAAGAUACAAUACCAAAAACUGGAUUUGAGUUCUUAGAUAAUUGGUAAUAAGUUGAAUAAAAAAUUUUCCAAGAUACAUUAUUUAACAAUUGUAUCAGUGGAAUUUAUUCAUUAAUUAAAAUUAUGAAAAUUUAUUACUACGAAUUGAUAUAAAAAUACUUUUAAAGUAAAUAAGUUUUAAAUCAUAAAAUCGUACAAGAGUAUUGUAAUGUGUAUUUACUAUGAUAAAUUAUUACAAAUGGCCAGUAAUAUCUAAUUUAAUUUUAUCAACAUAAAACUAAUGUGUUUUGGCGUUUCUGUGGACAUUAAGAGUAUUUAAACAGAUGAGCUUUUAUAAAAGUUAAUUAUUUCGUCAUAAUUAUAUA